Vitrella brassicaformis is the source of this 3573-nucleotide messenger RNA. The record is from the annotation of a GenBank genome assembly. Lineage: Eukaryota; Vitrellaceae.
GGCAGCAGGACACGAUUUUGUUUUCCCUCGAUACGAUGAGGCCCUGCUGACCCAUAAGCGGGGCGGAUCCAUCGUUAUCGAGUGUGCACGGCCCUGCUGCGCAACAGAUCAUCGCGGCACGUAGCGGCCUCUCGUCCGACGGUGAGUGGGAAGAUGCGGCGAUUGGAUCACUCAUAAGCACACCGAUGAGCUGACAGUGUUUGCUGUCUGUGUGUCUGUGUGUGUCGGUGGUCUUCAGGUCUGCCUUGUCGACGGGCUGACUGAUUGGUUGAGUGUGUGUGUGCGGCUGGCCGUCGACUCAUACGUUUGAUAGGCAAGCACUGGUUGAUGCACACAACAAAUGCAUCAGAUGCCUGCAGGCCCAUCUGUCUGUGUGUGGUCCGUGGUGCAGCUGUCUGUCUGAGUGAGGGAGAGUGAUGUCUUGUCGUCCCGACACCGACAUGGCCUCCCCUGCUAUGGCGGACGGUGGCGAUGGCGAUGAAGGUACACUCAGCUCAGACAAAUGCAGCACAGCACACACACAGCACCGUCGUGUUUGUGGAUGUGUGCAGAUGGGGAGUGCGCAGGUCCUGAGGAGGGCGGUGGUGCGGUGACCAAUGUCGUCAUGAGGCAGAGGAGCAACGCCUCCACGACAGAGCCCUCUCAGAUGCCAUCGCCGGUAGGCCAACAAACAAGAGCACCGCGACGGACAGACAGACACCUUCACCCACUCUCCCUUUCGUAUGUGUGUGUCAUUGGCUGUCCCGCCGCGGCACACGGCAGGCCAUCCAUCUCACGGCCAGGGUGGCGGGUGGGCCACAAGCAGCAGCAGCAUCGGCAGCAGGGGAGCAGGAACCCUCAUCUAGCUGUGCAGGUAGUCAAUGAAGGCACAACAGCCAGCCUGACGCAGGACGCCAUCAUGGUCUGGGGCGUGUGUGUGUGUGUGUGUGUGAAGGUGUAGGUGUUGUGAAGCGUGCCGGCUCUCCUCUGGAGCAUCGGGAGCCUAAGAGGGCCAAGGGAGACGGCCAGACACACCAACCUGCCGCCAACCUGCCCAAUGGCCAACAGUCACAGGUGAUUGCAUGCCUCCUCUGCCCCUUACUCAGCACCACACUAAGAGAUGGCAUGGCUGUGUUGUGUUGUGUAUGGUAUGUGCAGCGUCCCCCCGCUCCCCAUCCUGCUGCUGCUGGUGUUGGCGGCCAUGCCCAUCGCCCACCGCCACCGCCCCGUGUCGGAAAGGGCGUCAGCAGCAGUGCUGCUGGGGAUCUCGGUGUUGGUGCUGGUGUCGGUGCCUCUGGUGGGCAGGGCAGCCGGCAGGUUCGACAGGAUAGAGGUCGGUCAACAAGUCACCCACCACCAACACACAUAUACCACCCUCCCCUAUGGACGCUGUGCCACAGGUCCGUCGCUACCACCUGGCUGGAAGAGCUACGGGAACGGCGUCGACGUCCGCCUCCCUCUUGGCACCAGCGACGCCAGCAGACGGCUGUCCAAGGCCAUCAUCCGCCGCACCGUCACUCACCCACAGCAGGUGACGGACAUGAUCCAGCGGCAGGGGGCCGAGCCCAAUGUGAUGCCACUGCUGCGGGUGGAGGGCACCACGAGCGGCUAUUUCCCUUAUCCGCUGUUGUCGCUGUGCGUUGACAACCUCACUGACAACCGCCUGCCGUCCAUCUGGGCAGCCGACGACGGGGGCGGUGGCACUCCCGUCGCCAUGCCGACGUGGAAGACGCCCUCCCUGCAGCUCGCCGUCAUGCGAAGCCUGAUCCAGGGAGGCGCCGACGUCAAUCGGGAUGAGGGUGACCAUAGGCCCAUCGUGGUGGCCAUCGCCUCGUGCAAUCCGGCCGCAUUCGACCUCCUGAUGAGUCGGCCAGGUGCACACCCAUUCACAGCACUCACCAUACGGAACAUACAUCAUGAUGUCUGUCUGUCUGUUCCAGGCAUCCAGCUGCAGGGGCGUCGCGUGGCGUUUCUGCCGCGCACAUUGCCGACGGAUCAGCCGAGUGAGGCUCACGAGGCCACGCUGCUGUCCUUCUACCGGCAGCCUGUCGACCAGCGUGACCCCACACUCGCGACCGAGCGGGGCCCGGGUGACGGCAAUCCGCUCCAUCGGGCAGCCGCGUCCUAUCCCGUCUGGUCCCAGCAGUUCAUCGAGGACUACAUCGACCUGCUGGUGGCCAACGGGGCCGACAUCACGGCCGUGAGCAGCAGUGGAUCGACGCCAUUGCGCUUCGCGGCCAUCACCGGCUCUCACUGUGUCGCUGCGUCUCUCUGUCGCCGUCUUCCCGCUGCCGACAUCAACAGAGGGACCCAAAAUAACCCCGCCUGCACGCCCCUCACCCUCGCUGCCAUAUCGCUUGAUGACGACACACAGCGGCUGCGAGACGACAACACGGAGCAGGCCGAGAGGGAUCGGGUCACCAUCCGGAUCUCCAACCUCAAGACCACCAUCCGUGUGCUGCUCCAGGUGGGCGCUGACAUCGCCCUCAUGCCCACGGCCACGGAGGAGGACCGCCGUGGUCGCCAGCUGGUGCUGCCCGAGUACGCGACAGUCCUCAACAACCUGCCCAAUGAUGUCAUGGCUGCCAUCAACGCCGCCCUCGCCCCUCAGCGGUCGCUCGCGGCCUUGCUCGCCCCCCGGCUGGCCGUCGGCCCGCAGGAGGCCCCCAUCUUCGCCUGGCGCAUCGCAUCGUACCUCUUCGACAUGGACGCCGCCACCCAGACCAUCACCGAGGCCAUCGGCGUGCGGCACUCCGCUAUGGCCCAUCGUGUGCGUGCGUCUGUCGAGCAUUUCGUCCGGUCGGCAGUGUACGAGGCCAGCAGCAACAGGGAGGUGGUGGGCGGGAUGGCCGAUGUGGGCGGCGAGACGGUGCGGGUGCCGCUGCAGUGCUUCGCCAUCAAUGCCGGACAGCAGGGGAGCGGGCAGCACCGGCAGCUGGGUGUGCGUGAGGUGGUUCACAGGGCUCGGCUGGACGAGGCGGCCCAGCAUGGCGUCGCGGGGCUGGUCAAGGGCUUCAACGAGUACCUGGGCAAUGACGACUGCCAGUUCCAGUGGCAGCAGCUGGGGUGCGUCGAGAGGGGCCGGGACGGCAUAGCGACCUUCAGACCGCUGCAGCUGACGUGAUAUGGGCGAGCGGGGCACGUCGAUUUGUGGAUGGAUGGAUGGAUGAGGGGGAGGGGCAGACGGGCGGGCAGGCUUUGAUGUGUGCAUGACUAGAUUGCUGUCGCUGCCUCACUGGCUGCUUCCUUUGUGUGGGUGGACGGAGAAAGGGGAGGCAGACAGGCCAGCAGAUGGACAGCCCGGCACUGGUCGGUGUGAGUCAUUCUCAUGUGUUCACUCAGUGGCACUCAACAUCCAGUCGGGUGUCACCGACGCGAAUGCCGUGGUAGAUGCUCACCUGCUGCCAGCCUGCCUGCCUGCCCGCCUGUGGAAGGUGGAGAUGGCGGCAGGAUGUUGUGAGGUGCGUUUAGUGGUGUUGACUGAAUGAGUUCACCUGUUGGUCGUGCUGGUACAUGGCUGUGUGCAGUGGAUGACCGAACUACUGAAUGACAUUGCAUGAUGGUCUCGAUUGGUCGACACGCACAAGACAGCGG